Molecule: messenger RNA, 471 nt
Organism: Periconia digitata
Lineage: Eukaryota; Fungi; Ascomycota; Dothideomycetes; Pleosporales; Periconiaceae
Source: the annotation of a GenBank genome assembly
UUGAUUUGCUUCUUCCUCACGAUACGCCAGGGCCUCCUGCCUCAUCAAGCUGGCCUACCCCCACAGCAGGGCCUCCUGCCUCGUCAAGCUGGCCUAACCCGACAGCAGGGCCUCCUGCCUCAUAAAGCCGGCCAAGGUCCACGCCUUCUUAACACCUCAACCACUGAUCGAAUCAUGGUGGGCAAGAAGAUCUCAAUCAAGACGCAGACCGACAACGCAGUCAUUCAAUAUCAUCACAGUACGGUCACGAUCUAUGUACUGAAAAGAUAUUGCAAGAUACUUUUUCAUAUGCUACAGAGGCUUUUCCAUUGUUCUAGUUCACCAGUGUCGUCUCAGGGGAACAUCAAGAGUUUUACUGGCUGUUCGGCAAUUUCCUGUGUGUGGAUCCGCGCUGCUGUUUGCAAUCCUGUUUUUGUUUUUAUCUCUUUGUGUCUUCUACUGUCAUUACCGCCUAACUCACACAUGUCUUAA